GGCCGCCAUUUUUCCUUUCUCCGCUUUAGAUCUCUUUCCUCUCAUCUCCGGUCUCACCCCCUCGACUAUCUGCAACCAUCCUGGUUUGCCUGUCGCUGACCGCCACCAUUGGCCUUUUGCCAGGUUUCGCAUUACGCUAACUGGCCUCGCCUAAUCUUUCCUGCGGUGGGGCGGCUCCCAGGGCCAAUUUAUGAGGUACUACCUGCCGCCGGCAAAGGAUUCAUCUCUAGCCCGCGCAUUCUGAAGAUGAACAUGCGUCCGGGAUUAUCUAGUGGACCGUUGGAUAGACGAUCAUGAACAACGACACGCGCCAAGCCUCCGGGCCCGGCAGCAAGUCCAAGCGGCGACUGACCGAUGUCGAGGAAAAUAGCAAGCAGAGUCCGGCUGCAGACGACUUUGCUUCCAAUCCCAAACGCCAACGAGUUUCCCGCGCCUGCGACAGUUGUCGCUCCAAGAAGGACAAAUGCGAUGGCAUUCAGCCGGUGUGUUCGACCUGCGCCUCGCUCUCGCGGCCCUGCACCUACAAGGCCAAUCCGAAGAAACGCGGCCUUCCGACCGGUUACAUACGCACACUCGAGUUAUUAUGGGGGUUAGUCUUCAACAAGAUACAAGGGAGUGAGGAGGUGGUACGGGCCUUGUUGAAGGCGGCCAAUAUUCCCAGUCAUCUGGCUACAAUGGGCAAGGAAGCGGAGGGAUCUGAUACAUUGUUGUCGUCGUGGAAAAACAGCAUCGUCCUGCGAGAGAUUGAGAGACUCUUGACCUUUCUGGAACAACCCGAGGAGGAGGGCAAUCGCUUGCCGGGGGAGAGUGAUUCCCCGCAGGAUGCCGAGGUGCUGUCAGCGGAUGUGCUUGAGUGGAAUCUGCCUGAAGUGCUCGGGGAUGGGCGCGAGGGUUCGUUGGCGGUGGUAUCUCCGAUCAAGACCCCGACCGCAGCAUCGACCGUCAGGAACGGCGGGGUGCGCAUCACGCGAGACUGUGCCACCCAAACCAUGGAAGACACAGGCUCGUUUGGUCGGUUGCAGCGCCCGCCCGAGGAUCCGGUUACUCUUCCGUCAAAUGCAUGGCCCUUGCUCGAUAUUUAUUUCUCUUAUACCCAAUGUUGGUUUCCUAUUCUUGAAAAGCACGAUAUCCUACGAACUGCUUUUCGCCAUAAUGAAGAUGAUGCCUCAGUCUCCGCCGGAUCUCGGGGGUCGGGGGAUCAUGCCGCUCUGUGGGCAGUCCUAACGCUGGCAUCGAUUCAAGAAGCCUCAAUAUCUGCUACCCGUCAACUGACCGACUUUUCCGACCGGUCCAAUCCGGCUCAGCUGUAUGCCACCGCCAGGAGCUUUAUCCCUGGCGAAGAGGGGACCCACGAGCUCGGCCACGUGCAAGCCCUGCUGAUUCUGUCCCUUGUGAAGCUCGGCCAGCAGGACUGGUCGGCUGCGUGGUUAUUGGUUGGCCAGGCCGUUCGCAUUUCCCAGAUCUUGGGCUUACACCAACCGCCCGUAGCGAAAGGCCUAGAGGGGAAGAGUUCACCACGGUCCAAGCAUGUUUUUCUGGGAUGUUUCAUUUUGGAGACCUUGGUUGCGAUGCAGACGGGGCAGGUGCCCUCGCUGCGCAAGGCCGACCUCAUCAAGAUCGGCCCGAUCAAUGAAGAUGGUCUGGAGGAAUGGCAUCCUUGGGAGGAUCAGACGGGGUUGCGCCCGGUAGAACCGUCGCGCGCCUUUCACCGCGGGCCUCUCCACGCGUUGAGCACGUUCAACCGGCUCACCUCGCUGAUGUGCAUUCUGAAUGACCUGUGCUGUUUGAAGCAGACGAGCCCGGCGCCUUUGGAGGCGCUGGAGAGGCAGCUCCAACUCUGGGUAUCGGCGCUUCCGAAGAGCUACCGGGUCGAUCUGCAGACCACGCCUGUGAAAGUGGCUUCCCCGCAUAUUUUUGGGCUGGAGAUGAUGUACGAGAGCGUGGUUGCGAACCUGAGUCUGCAGUUUGCAUUGCAGCGGAGCGACCGGAACUUGCCCGAGAUGCCGCUGAAGAAGCGUGCUACUGAGAGCUCGAAGCGAUUGCUCCAGUUGCUCCAGACGUACAUGGAGAAUUAUAGUCUGUCGGCGACUAGUCCCACUUUUGGGAUGAUGCUCACGAUUGGGAUGCCUGGAGAACGACAUGCUCUUCCGUUCGAACUAGACCCAGGCCUGAAGAGUAAACUGCAGUCUUUCUCUGCGCAUCUGGCGACGGUAUGGAAUGUGAAAGACAGGCCUACCGGUAUCUCGCCAGAGAAGACGUUGGAUUUGAUGUCGAUGGCAACGCCUGCCCGACCGAGAAGUCUUUCCAACCGAGAUGCGAGUUCUCUCAACGCUUUCUCUCAAGCUUCGUUGGAGCCGGCACGGCGGGUGAGCACGUUGGAGGAAAGUCGGCCCAGCAUCGCGACCCCAGACCCUCUCUUCAACACGUGGAUGAGGACGCCGACUGUUGAUGAGAAUGUAGCUCUAUCUAUCCCAACGCCUGCUCCAUCGUUGAAUAUCAACCAGGGGAGUGAGACAUCGCAUCCUCCCUCUCAACUCAAAGAAUCUGUUUCCCACAAUCCUCUUUCUCACCAUCCACGCACCUCAAUAUCCUCUUCCAAACCGAUGAACGGCACCCCGAUGAUGCCGGACCUGACCUCUCCUUUUCACCCUACGGGGCCACAGUAUACCCCGACAUACAGUGAUCCAAAUCUCAAUCUUGGGUCAUUUGUUGACAUUGAUGGAUAUGGACCGCCACGGCGGCCGCGGAUAGCACCCGACCUGGACGCGUUGUUUGACGAACUGGCGUCGCUAGAUGGGACCGAAAAGACGGACAACCAGCCGGAGUUUAUGCAGAACCUGGGGUUUGUGCCGGAGGCGGGGGUGCCGGAGCUAUAUUCGUACUCGAGCCAGGUGGAGCCGUUUCUCCUGGCGCAGACGCAACAACAGGUUCCGUGUGAGGUGCGACGGGAGUCGGAGAGCUCGAAUUCGAAGAGAUGACUUGCAGUAUCAACGACUGAUAUACGGACGACCGUGACCGGCCAGACAUGAUUGACGAUUGUACAUAUGCAUACUCGUCGAAGACGAUAGCACGAUGCAGCAUAGAUAGCAACAUCCAUCUAC
Molecule: messenger RNA, 3101 nt
Organism: Aspergillus sclerotioniger CBS 115572
Lineage: Eukaryota; Fungi; Ascomycota; Eurotiomycetes; Eurotiales; Aspergillaceae
Product: putative C6 transcription factor QutA
Exons: 2
Coding region: 294-2978 (894 amino acids)
Biological process (GO): DNA-templated transcription; positive regulation of transcription by RNA polymerase II
Molecular function (GO): DNA binding; DNA-binding transcription factor activity, RNA polymerase II-specific; zinc ion binding
Source: RefSeq, a predicted model, not a curated record